GCCCGCGAUAGAAGGAAAACGAAGUUCUAUUUGACACCGCCUUGAAAACGAGGAAAAGAACACGUACGACCGCUGAAAUCUUUCGCCGCAUAAAAUUAACAUAGCAGCGUACUGAGGUACAUACAGAACGUCGAGUUAACCUUGCAAAGGCGUGCUGCAAGGCCACUACUAUACUGCCGCAAGGUGACGCGACGUUCGCAUCAACGCGUGUUCUUUUCGGCCAGCUGUCAAACCGGCCGAAGAUCCACCCCUUCUCCACGAAGCCUGCUCUCAAGUGGCGCCCUCAAGUCUGUCCUCAAGUGGCACCCUCAAGUCUGCCCUCAAGUCUGCCCUCAAGUGGCGCCCCCCCCCCCCCCCCCCACUGGCUGUGGCCGAGCCUGACAGCAAGCAAGCAAGCGAGCGAGCGCAGUCCCGUCUCCCCCCCCCCCCCUCCCCCAAGAAAAAAAAAGGCCUCGCGAUGCCGAUGGACGAGCGCCUGGUGGCCUCCAUGUCGGCCUUCUGGCUGGGCGUGGCCGUGCUGUCGCCGUGCUUCGUGCCACGCAGCGAGAACCGCGGGGUCAUCCGCUGCAUGCUGGUGUGCAGCGCCGCGUGCCUCUACCUCAGCUGGCUGUGCACCUACCUGGCGCAGAUCAACCCGCUCGUGGGUCCCGCGCUGCCCAAGCCCGCGCUGCUCCUGCUCGACCAGUACUGGACGCCCAGGGACAACCAGAGCGCGCCGCCGUAAACCGGCCAGCACCAGUCCCCACACAUAUACAUACGUAGUGUAAGCUCGCCACACGCGCGCUAUUAAAGCACCUAUGCGGGCGGGAGACUGUAGCUCCGAGCACCGGUCUUCCCUUCUUUGACCUACGGUGUAAGAACAGGCCGACUUAGUGCGCAACGUUUCGACUGUUAAACUCCACGCAUGACGUUUAUGAACUCUCGUUUUCUUUCUUUUUUUUUCUUUUGCGUUAAAUGAAGGUCUUCGAGCGCGAAACCGUAGAGGCAAUACUGACGAGCCCCAGUGCGCCAUGAAAGUAAGCUAUUGCAAUAGCUGUCAUACCAA
This is a messenger RNA of Dermacentor albipictus, 1045 nucleotides long. Its product is annotated as V-type proton ATPase subunit e 1-like. The record is from RefSeq and is a predicted model, not a curated record. Gene Ontology annotation, cellular component: plasma membrane proton-transporting V-type ATPase complex; proton-transporting V-type ATPase, V0 domain. NCBI's taxonomy places the organism in Eukaryota, Metazoa, Arthropoda, Arachnida, Ixodida, Ixodidae. Gene Ontology annotation, biological process: proton transmembrane transport. Gene Ontology annotation, molecular function: proton-transporting ATPase activity, rotational mechanism.